UGCUCGAGCCCAAGUUGGACCGAGUUGGUUUUGGACCAUUUCAAUUCAGACUUUAGGCUGGGGAAGCAGUUAACUUAUGUUGUGUUUAUCACUUAAAACUUAUUAUACAUCACUGAAGAUAGAUAACGGAAAUCGGUCGUCGCCCCGUGGGGCGCUGGGGCACUGACUUUUGAUCCUUGUCCAGAACAGGACCACUCACUGCUGUAUUGGUCAGUCUAACAGGAGUCAACGGAUAACGUUUUUUAACGAGUCAAAGCAGUCGAAUCUUGCAUGGUGUUGGCACUCGCAGCAGUGACAGUUGGGCGGUUGUUCUUCGAGUGUUCGUUUAUUCUCCCCGCUGUAACCCUGCGGCAACGUAACCAUGGGCAACCGGGGUAUGGAAGAACUCAUACCGCUGGUCAACAGGUUGCAAGAUGCUUUCAGUGCCAUCGGACAGAGCUGUAACUUGGACCUGCCGCAGAUUGCGGUUGUCGGCGGUCAGAGCGCAGGGAAAAGCUCUGUUUUGGAGAACUUCGUGGGCAGGGAUUUCCUACCAAGAGGUUCAGGCAUUGUCACACGAAGACCACUGGUCCUACAACUUGUGAGUGCAACUUCAGAAUAUGCAGAAUUUCUGCACUGUAAAGGGAAGACGUUUACAGAUUUCAGUGAAGUGCGGAGUGAGAUUGAAGCAGAGACGGACAGAGUCACGGGAGCGAAUAAAGGCAUAUCGUCUGUGCCCAUCAACCUCCGCAUAUACUCCCCUAAUGUACUGAACUUGACUCUGAUAGAUUUGCCUGGCAUCACUAAGGUUCCUGUUGGAGACCAGCCUCCUGAUAUUGAGUAUCAGAUCAGAGACAUGAUCAUGCAGUUUAUCUGCAGAGAGAACUGCCUCAUCCUGGCCGUGACGCCUGCUAAUGUGGACCUGGCCAACUCCGACGCCCUGAAACUGGCCAAAGACGUGGACCCACAGGGCCAGCGUACUAUUGGUGUAAUCACUAAGUUGGACCUGAUGGAUGAGGGGACAGAUGCGAAGGUGGUGUUGGAGAACAAGUUGCUGCCCCUGCGCAGAGGUUAUAUCGGUGUGGUGAACCGCAGUCAGAAGGACAUUGAAGGUAAGAAAGACAUUAGUGCAGCUCUGGCUGCAGAGAGGAUAUUCUUUCUGUCUCACCCGGCCUACAGACACAUGGCUGACCGUAUGGGCACCCCACACCUACAGAAAGUCCUCAACCAGCAACUAACCAACCACAUCCGAGAUACUUUACCAGCAUUCCGCAGCAAGCUCCAGGGCCAGCUACUCUCACUGGAAAAGGAGGCUGAGGCCUAUAGGAACUACAACCCUGACGACCCCUCACGCAAGACCAAGGCUCUUAUGCAGCUGAUCCAGCAUUUUGGACUUGACUUUGAGAAGAGAAUUGAAGGUUCUGGAGACCAGGUGGACACUGUCGAGCUGUCUGGAGGAGCCAAGAUUAACCGGAUCUUUCAUGAGCGCUUUCCUUUUGAGCUUGUUAAGAUGGAGUUUGAUGAGAAAGAACUGCGUCGUGAGAUCAGCUAUGCAAUUAAAAAUAUCCAUGGGAUCAGGACAGGCCUGUUCACCCCAGAUCUGGCCUUUGAGGCCAUUGUGAAGAAACAGAUAGUGAAGCUUAAGGGGCCCUGCAUUAAAUGUGUGGACAUGGUCAUUCAGGAACUUAUUAACACAGUACGGCAGUGCACAGGCAAGCUGGCCACCUUUCCUAGACUACGAGAGGAGACGGAGAGAAUUGUCACCACACACAUCCGUGAGCAAGAGAGCCGUGCCAAAGACCAGGUUUUGUUGUCAAUAGAGAUCCAGCUCUCCUACAUUAACACUAAUCAUGAGGACUUCAUUGGAUUUGCUAACGCCCAGCAGCGGUGUUGCCAGGUGAACAGGAAGGCAUUGACAGGGAACCAGGGUGCAGCUCCUCCACCUCCCAGUCAAAUUGUCAUCAGAAAGGGCUGGCUCACCGUUAGCAACAUCAGCCUGAUGAAGGGCGGGGCCAGAGAGUACUGGUUCCUGCUGACUGCAGACAGCCUGUCCUGGUUUAAAGAUGAUGAGGAGAAGGAGAAGAAGUACAUGCUGCCUCUGGACAACCUGAAGGUCCGGGACGUGGAGAAAAGUUUCAUGUCCAGCAAACAUGCUUUCGCCAUCUUCAACACUGAGCAGAGGAACGUGUAUAAAGACUACAGGCAUUUGGAGCUGGCCUGUGACACUCAGGAGGAGGUGGACAGCUGGAAGGCCUCUCUCUUGCGUGCUGGAGUUUACCCUGAGAAAACCACAACGGACGGAGAAGGUACCAGUCAGUCGGACAACUUCUCCAUGGACCCUCAGUUGGAGCGUCAGGUUGAGACCAUCCGUAACCUGGUGGAUUCCUACAUGAGCAUUGUUUAUAAGAGCGUUAGAGAUCUAAUGCCCAAGACCAUCAUGCACCUAUUGAUCAACGAGGUGAAGGAGUUCAUUCACUCGGAGCUGCUGGCUCAGCUCUACUCCACAGGGGAUCAGAUGGCUCUGAUGGAUGAGUCUCCUGAGCAGGCCCAGCGCAGAGAGGAGGUGCUGCGUACCCAUGCUGCCCUCAAACAAGCGCUGGCCAUUAUCUCCGACAUCUCCACCACCACCACCUCCACCUCUCUGCCGCCCCCUGUAGACAGCUCCUGGCUACUGCCAGCCUCCGCCGCGGCGCGCAGGGCUCCUCCUGCCCCUGCUGCGCCAGCCCGUGGACCUGCUCCACCUGCUCCACACCCCAUCCCUCGAUCUGGCCCCCCUGGACCUGUUCUUAACAGUUCGGACACUCCUCCAGCGCCCAGUCGCCCAAACCGAGCCCCCCCCAGCAUUCCCCGGAGACAGCCACCAGCAGUGCCCUCUCGACAGCCACACUGAGCCCUGCUCAGAGCUGCCCCCUACUGGACAUCAGCGUCAGCACAGCCUGCUGACAUAAAACUGCCUUUUCCCCCGCGCUGCGGCUGGGCUCA
Chanos chanos (milkfish) is the source of this 2961-nucleotide messenger RNA. It is a transcript of the gene dnm3a, whose product is annotated as dynamin 3a. Gene Ontology annotation, biological process: synaptic vesicle budding from presynaptic endocytic zone membrane; receptor internalization. The transcript has 22 exons. Gene Ontology annotation, molecular function: microtubule binding; GTP binding; GTPase activity. Bases 362 to 2869 code for a protein of 835 amino acids. Gene Ontology annotation, cellular component: synapse; microtubule; cytoplasm. The record is from RefSeq and is a predicted model, not a curated record. Lineage: Eukaryota; Metazoa; Chordata; Actinopteri; Gonorynchiformes; Chanidae.